GUGCUGGCCCCUAGUCAUAGUGGUGGGCCCCUGGUCAUAGUGAGCCUCUAGGCACUAGCCUAAAGUGCCUUUUGGAUAAUACGGCACUCUUCGUUGGUUACACAUUUAACAAGAGAAGCCUAGGAAAGUAAAUAAAUGUAGCCUUCCUUAAUCUCAAUUAUAUUAUCUGUGCCAGUAUUGAUUAAUUGCACAGAUGUUUCCCAAUUUCACAGAAAAUAUUACAGGUCUGUGCCGCAGACGACAUAUAUUACCUGUGGGCUGUCAUUCAUUGUUUUUGUAUUUUAAAUUGAGCCAGAUUACUGAUUAGAUCAAUGAUUAAAGUCUGUACGACGAAAUAUUAUAAAAACGUGAUUUAUAAGGAGACAAGUGUUGUUCAAUUUUAAAAAGAUACUUCGUGUACUAUAGUUUCAUAAACAUGAAUUUCACUCCCGAGCUAUCUGCAUUUCAAGGCGUAAUAUUGUCUGCCGACAACAUUCAUCACUUUUCGAAAUUGUCUUGUAAAGGCGGCAAUGAAGAUAAAGUUAAGACUGUUAUAGAUCACAUAAAGAGAUUCUUAAAUAAUGAAGGCUAUAUAGACGAAAAUGGAGUAAUAGAUACGAUGGCACCAAAAAUGCGCAAAUUUGCCCUUUACAUUAUUUUAAAUAGCGAACUAUCAGUUUUGGAUUCCAUGGUCGAGCUUGAAGGUAUAUUUCUUGUUAUCUGGUCAAUACCAACAAUCCCCAAAUAUUUAAUGUGCGAGUUAAUAUUUAACCUCCACAUGGAAGAAUUUGUUUGGGAAAUAAUCACAUAUUGUCAGCCGGACUUAGCCGUGCAAGUAGCUUUAACUAUACAAGAAAACUUAAAAUACUUAGAUCCAGUUGAAGGUCUACAAAAGUUGUACAAGUUGUCAGCUGCAUGCUACUCACUUCUAUGCAGAUUGAAUUGCUUUGAAAUUGAGGCUAACAAGUUGUCCUCCCAUUUAGCCAGUGGAUAUCUAAUUCUACACAAGACUGUAGAUUACUUUGUAAGCCCGCCAAAUUCACAUAAAUUAAACUCAUUAGGAAAUGAUGAUUUGUAUAAAUAUAAUGGAGAAUGUCUGAAAACCAUGCUUUUAUUGAUUUAUGAAUGUUUUACAAAGUUCACUCAAGAUCAAAACUCAAGCUGCUUUGAUGCCCUGUAUAAAGCAACAUAUAAAGAAGAAGAUUUUAAAAGUAAUCCUCCCACAGAAAAAGUUUGUGAGAUUGAAGACAAGUCUAUUAUGAACUGCAUAAAUAACAUUAAUAAAAUUUUACUUGAUAAAUUCAAACUUGUUGUAAUGGAAAUCAGUGUUGAUAUUUUCUGUGCUUGGAGUGAAUUUGAAGAUGAAGAUGGUAAAGACAUGCAACAAUGCAUUGGAGAACUAUGUCACAAGGUACGGAUGAAGUUACUACAAGUGAGCCAGGUGGCCGAGCACCCCGUUGUCAACAUGAUCCAGCAGAUGGCACGGCAACCUCUCAUCAUAGCUGAUGUUAUAAACUCCACUGACACUAAUGUGAUUAUUCAAAAGAUAAACAAUAAUGACCAAGACAAACUUUCCUGGAUACAUGCAUUGGUAAAUAAGGAACAGUUGUGCCAGCACAGUGAUCUCAUCUCUGUCAUUGACUCAAAUAUUAGUGUCUUUGAUCCACAAGAAUGUUUAACAUUAUUCUACAAAUUUACCAACUACUACAAAAGUAACUCUAAUAAUAGUGAGCUUGUAAAAUCACUGGCCAUCAAAAUUUUCCAAUACUGUGAUGCAUCUGACAAACAUGCAAUAUUGCAAGAUCACUUCAGUGAAAACCAAUUUAUAGAUUUAAGUGAUGAUGAACAUUUUCAUAAUGCAUUGACAGAGAUGUUUAACAAAUUUGUUGCUUCACCUGAUGUGGACUUAACAGAGGUAUUGAAUGCCUUCCUUCAGAAUCCCAGACAAGUUUACAAUAAAAUAUUUAUCUUGGCCAAAGAAAAUAAUCAUUUAACAAGCACAAUGUUGAAUAUUAUGGAGUUGCUCAAAGACUAUUCAAAUUAUUAUUAUGUAACUGAAACAGAACCUUGUAUCAUAAACAUUACCAAAAAUAUUCUUGAGGCCAGUAUAGAAACUGAAGCCCAGCGAGAAAAUCUUCUUAGAUUCCUAUGUGGGUUGAAGAACAGUGAAAUAAUUCCAGGGACUAAAUUGCUACUGUUAAUUAUUAUGCCGAAUAUGCAUAAGGCUCUUCUUAGCAAGGACAUUCUCAAGAUACAUUUACAAAUUCAGCUACUGAGUGAAGCUUAUGCUGUCAGUGAAUUAUUGAAGUAUAGAGCACCCAUGCUCGCCAUGUUGAGCCAAGUAAUGGAUGUAGUGCGCUGGCGUAACAUAAAGGUGUUUUACUCUUAUGCGCCUUUGACCCUCCAGCUUACAUUAAACUUCCAGAAGUCUAUAAUAACGACAUACGAUCAUGAUAUACCAGAAACUGAAGGAAAUUGGCUAAGGAUGAGACUAAAACAGAUUAAUAUGCAAUCUCAAAACAACUUUUACUUCAGAAAAUUGUGGAAUCAUCCAUCAGAAAGUGACACAUUUUUUCAGACAGUUAGCGGUAUUUUAGUAGAAGAUACUACAAACCGUAGUGAAAUAGCAGUUUGGGUAACACAGAUUCUCAGUUCAGGUACACAAGAGGAGUGGUCUGUAGUGUGGGAUGACUUGUCGUUGAACAUUGAAGAUCUCGAUGUAUUGUGCAUCUUCCAUGACGCUUUAAGAACCAUCACGAAAGCCGUCGAAGGCAGCCGAACGCCGGCAACCAGAUCUUGUUUAUUCUACUGCAUUCAAAAUCUUGUGUAUGUUAUACGGUACAAGUUCAUAAAGGAUCCGCUGACAGACAGGCAAGUAAUAAGCGUUGCCUUCAGUCUGUCCAAAUUCCUAAAGGAAACAAACGUCGAUGAUGUCAAUGAAAUCGGAUCCAGGCUAAUGCCGUUGCUUGCUUAUUUAGUAGAAAACAAGAACUCCUAUUCAUCUGAUGUGCCCAGUUACUUUAAGAACACAAAUUACUAUCCAAUAGUGUGUAAAGCAUUUAAUUUUAAUAGUGAAGAAAAUGUCGGUAACACCCAAUAGAGCAGAUAUUUACAAAGUUUUCUGUAAUUAUAAAUGUAUGUUAAAUACAUGUUGAACAUCUGCAUAGAACAGCACAUACUUUCCUUAAAAAUAAUUAAUAUUUAAAUAUAAAUAUUUAUUAUACCAAUAUAUAUUAUAAAUAUAUCGAUGUCGUAGUUAAUACGGGUAUAUUAGUGGUGUUCUCAUCUCAUUGUGAAAUAAACAUGGAUACAGUAAUAAUCAUAUUUUUAUU
Trichoplusia ni (cabbage looper) is the source of this 3311-nucleotide messenger RNA. RefSeq lists its product as uncharacterized. The coding region runs from base 416 to 3079 and encodes 887 amino acids. NCBI's taxonomy places the organism in Eukaryota, Metazoa, Arthropoda, Insecta, Lepidoptera, Noctuidae. The record is from RefSeq and is a predicted model, not a curated record. The transcript has 5 exons.